AUGUCUCUCGGCCACCGCAGCCCACCAGAUCCGCCGCACUUGGCGGCGGAUUCCCCACAGGCCGACACGAGCAGCGCCGUUCCCAGCAGCGACUCCCGCCGAGCCUCGUUCGACACCCCCGAGGCCCGACGGUUUGACGAGGUUGCUGAGCUGGCGAGCUGCAUUGCAGCGAGUGGCGAUGCGGAGACAUCCGUCCCUUCCUCACCAAGGGGGGAUACGGGCGACGCGCGUAGCGGUUCGUCAUCUAGUGGCCAUGCGACAGGAGAGACCGCUUCGGCGAGUGAUCAACUGCGACCAACGAGGCGACGGGGAGGCUGGCUCGCAGCCGUCGCAGGGUUGCUCGUGCGCUCCCCGCUCGGGGCUCUCUGUCGCACGCUGGGUCGCUCGGAUCCUCCGCACAUGCUCCCACCCCCGGUCGAGCCCCGCCCUUCCCUCUCAGCAGCGCGCGCCACAGCACGAGCAUCAGCGCGAGCAGCGGCGGCAGCAGCAGUAGCGGCAUCACCAGAAGGGGCCGGAUCAGUGGCAGGGGCUUCAUCAGUGUCAGACUAUUCACUCGACGGCUCUCCUGCUGCGUCUGACAUGGCAUCAUCAGCAUCCCCUCCCUCCUCUCGCCCUUCCACUCCUCCUCCCCGUGCUGCUGUCCUUCCCGCGCUCCCUUCCCCGCCCUCUCCCGUGCUCUCUCCUGCCGACCUCGUUUUGAUUCAAGACGUGCGAUCGGCGCUCGAAGAUGCUGACGUGGACACACAGGAUUGGCUGACUGACGACACAGUGCUGCGCUAUGCAGUGCCAGGCAAGCGCCACGUGGCAACAAUGGUGAACCGCAUCCGCGCCACUGCCACGUGGCGCUGCUCCUUCCGCCUCCUCGCGCCUGCCGAGGUGCUCUGCUCGCCCUGGCGCCCCUUCGGCUACUGGCACGGCGCGGACGUGGACGGCAGGCCUUGUCUUGUUCUGCACGUGGGGCGGGCAGCUAAGGCCAUCCCGUCUGCUUUCCAUGCCGACUUUGUCUGCUACCUGGCAUCCCUAGUGAGCGCGGUGACAACAGCGCUCACCCUGGCAUGCCCCGACAGUGGGCGCAUCGCCGUGAUUCUGGACUGCCAGGGUGCGCCUGCUUUGUGGCACCUGCCCGUGGGACUGCUGCGUGCCACCAUCACCGCUCUGCACCGCAACUUCCCGCACCGCAUGGCCCGCCUGCACGUGCUGCACCUGCCGCCCGCUCUGCGCCUCCUGGCUCGCGCCAUGCUGCAGCUGCUGAGCCCAGGCACACGCAGCAAGAUACAGAUCAUCGGUGGCGGAUCUUCUUCCACGUCAUCAAUCUCCGAUCUCUUCGGGCUCCAAGUCAGCGUGCCAGCUAGGCUGGCAGGCGGCUGCAUUUGCGCGGUGUGCUGCGAGGGAGAAGCAGAGGGAGAGACAGGGGGGGGAGGAGGGCCCAGGACGGAGCAGAGGCAUGGGGAGAGCGGGGGAGAGGCGGGUGCUGCAGCACAGGCAGGCUUGACAGCAGGAGCAGAGGCAGCCAGAGGCGCAUCCUUAUCAGGUCCUUCUGACUCGCUUCCACUGGAGCACCCUUCAAAACUCGCCCCAGCAGUCACCACCCCUGCAUGUGUCACCCCAGCAGUUUUCGCCUAUGCGGCCCCGCAGCCGCUCCCCCCUUGUCUGUCCUCUACGCUCAGACAGAGGGCGGGCGGUGUCGCAGGGGGUGGAGUGGGCAGAGAGAAGGUGGGUGAGCCGGCACGUGGUGUGGAGGAUGCUGCUGCUACUGCUCAUGGCCCUCACUCUCACCGGCCUCUGCCUUUGCUCUGCUGCUGCCAUGGCUAG
Closterium sp. Naga37s-1 is the source of this 1812-nucleotide messenger RNA. The record is from the annotation of a GenBank genome assembly. NCBI's taxonomy places the organism in Eukaryota, Viridiplantae, Streptophyta, Zygnematophyceae, Desmidiales, Closteriaceae.